Molecule: messenger RNA, 20794 nt
Organism: Podarcis lilfordi (Lilford's wall lizard)
Lineage: Eukaryota; Metazoa; Chordata; Lepidosauria; Squamata; Lacertidae
Source: the annotation of a GenBank genome assembly
AUGGAGGAGAACUUGAUCUCGGCUGGCCUUCCUGCCAAUCGGAAGCAGGGAAAAGUUAGCUACGUUUUCGGUAACCAGGGAGAUGGCAGCGGGGAGAGGAAGCAUGAUGCACCCCAGAGAUGCCAACCACAUUCCUGCACAUGUGGCGACAUGGGCUCGCUGUCUGAGUAAGCGAGUGAGUCGGACACCAAUUAUAGCACCUCAGAAGGAAACCAUUCCGCAGAGGGACGUAAUGGCUGUCUGGCUGGGUCACAGGCAAAAAAUGCCGGGCUUUGGGAAUGGGAACCCGGCAACGACGCAGCUGCUUCGCAACACACUCCUAUUUACAGAUUGAUGCAAUUGACGAUGACAUUGCAGCAGAUCAUUGCUCGGGUUGAUGCAGUGGCUAAGAGGCUAGGCCACAAACCAGGAAGCCCUGGGUUCGAGUCUCGCCUCAGCUCAUGACCUCACUAGGUGGCCUUGAGCAAGCAGUUGGUUUUCUCAGCCCAACGGCCAGCGACACGGGCAAUAACAAGGCAGGCCUACUUUGCACACUCUCAGAAAUUAUUUCAACGGUUCUGCAUGCUUACCAUGAAGGACAUUCUCCAAGAUGACAUUAAAUGUCAGAAAAAAAUAUAAUAUAGAAGUCCUUCUGCUCACUUGCACCUGGGAUUUGAUGUUACCGUGCAGUGUUAUAUGCUGUUUAAAUGUGUCCAAGCUGUGUUCGUUAUUUCAUAUAUUACUUGUUAUAAGAAAAGUUUAAAUUUUUUUUUAAAAGGAUUGAUUCUGCAUGCUAAUCAGCAGACCUGGUGGCAUAUGUGGCUCAAUAGGUACAACAUCUGCACUGUCUGCUGAAAGUCCCGGAUAUGAUCUCCCAGCUGGGUUUGCAAUGCCCCCACUCUGAAACCCUGGAGAGCUGCUGCCAGUCAGUGUAGACAAUAUUGAGCUAGAUGAUCUGACGGUCUAACUUAGUAUAAGGCAGCUUCUUGUGUUACUGUGGAUUCCUUUCUAGACUGCAACUGCCGAAGAACUGGGAAUUCCAGCUUGCACCAGCAGCAAACACCCACAGCCCAACACCAGCCUAUCUUGUUCUGCCAACAGGCCUGGAGGUUUGAAAUUCUAUCCGGUCUGUAAAAUUCCUGCUGGAUGGCAACCUCAGAGGUCGUAUUUGGAAACGCUGAGGGUGCAAGUGAGAAAGCAGUGCAAGGCCUUCUCACUUCCAGAAGAACAAAGGAAGAGCCUGUCUGCUGGAUCAGGCCAAAGGCCCAUCGAGUCCAGCAUCCUGAUCUUACAGGGGCCAACUAGAUGCUUAUCAAAGCCCACAAGCAAGGUUCAAGUGCAAGAGCACUUCCCCACUGGUAUUCAGGGGCGUAGGUGGAGCAUAGUGGUGGUAGAACAUAGCCGUCAUGGCUAGUUGUCACUGAUAGCUCUGUCAUAGAAUUACAGAACUGCAGCGUUGGAAAGGGUCCCGAGGGUCAUCUAGUCCAACCCGCUGCAAUGCAGGAAUCUCAGCUAACACCCAGGACAGAUGGCCAUUCAGCCGCUGCUUAAAUACUCCAAGGAAGGAGACUCCUGAGGGGGACCGUUCCUCUGUCAAACAGCUCUUACCGUCAGAACGUUUAGUCAGAAUCUCCUUUCUUGUAAAUUGAGGCCACUGGUUCGAGUCCUACCCUCCAAGGCAGGAGAAAACAAGCUUGCUCCGUCUUCCACGUGACACGUACCCUUAAGAUAUUUGAAGAUGGCUAUCGUAUCUCCUCUUAGUCUCCUCGUUUCCAUGCUAAACAUGCCCAGCUCCUUCAACCGUUCCUCAUAAGGCUUGGUUUCCAGUCCCUUGAUCAUCUUGGUUGCCCUCCUCUGCACAUGUUCCAGCUCGUCAACGUCCUUCUUAAAUUGUGGUGCCCAGAACUGAACACAGUAUUCCAGGUGUGGUUUGACCAAGGCAGAAUAGAGUGGUACUAUUACUUUUUCUUGUCCUGGACAUUAUAGUUCUGUUGAUGCAACCUAGAAUAGCAUUACCUUUUUUUUUUGCUGCUGCUGCUGCAUCACUCUGCUGUCUCAUGUUAACCUUGUGGUCCACUAAGACCCCUAGAUCCUUUUCACAUGUACUGCUAGUAAGCCAGGUGUCCCCCAUAUUGUAUUUGUGCAUCUGGUUCUUUCUACUUAAAUGCAGAAACUUACACCUUGUCCCUAUUGAAAGUUAUCAUUCAUUAAGUUGUAUACUGUAAUUCCCUUUCUAAAGCCAUCCAAGUUGGCAGCUGCCACAAUAUCUAGUGGGAGCAAACUCCACGGUUGCUGGGAGUGGUUAGGAUAGGUUUGGGAAACUAUGGCCCUCCAGAUGUUGCUGAGCUACAAUUUCACCAUCCCUGGCCAUUGGCUAUGCUUUUUCGGCCUGAUGGGAUUUAUAGUUCAGCAGUUAGAUAGGAACUGGAGUGUUAGACUGGCCACUGUGAGAACAGGAUGCUGGACUAGAUGGGCCCAUGGCCUGAUCCAGCACACAGGCUCUUCUGACAGUCUUAUCAACAGGCUCAGGCAAACCCCAAAGUUUGCAGAAGUAGAAACUAUCUGGGGGAGGGGCAACCUGCCUCCCCAGUCGCCCAUGAUCAGCGAGCACAGAAUGCUGCCUGACUUGGGGAUGGGGUGGGGUCGGAUAUAGUGAAAAGGGGCAUGGCUUGCAAGCCCCAAAAGGGGCACUCCACGCUGCAACAUUUUAUUGCAGGUCCCACUUCCAUAGUUUAAAUCAUUGUCUCUUGAUAAUGAUUUAUGCAUCUACCGCCCCAGGCAAAAAAAUGAGGUUGCACUGAGCAACAGGAAUCAACAGCUGAAACUUUGCCCCUAUCCCCUCCUGGACUUUGGGAAAAUCCACCAAACACUUCACUCUUUUAUUAAGCAAGUGGGGGACCUGUGGUCCCAGCCCAGAUACUGACGAACUACAACUCCCCUCGUCUCUGACCAUUGGCCUGUUAUUGGCUGAUCUGAAGGGCCACAGAUGCCCCUCCUCCUCCAAACUCUGCUUCAUCACAGCUUCAUUUGUCCCAGGCCCAGGGCAAUUCAUUGAUUUUCAUUCAUUUAUUUAUUCGCCUCCACUGAAAGGUCGAAAGGCCCUUCGGGCGGGCGGAAUAGAAGGGAGGGGGGCACAUUGCAAAACAUGUGCUGGGGCUUAAGAAAUUAUCUCAAAUAAAGCCCCCUUAAUGACCCAGGUCACGUUUUUUAAAAAGAGCCUUCCCUAUUUCACAGGCCGGUGCCUUUAAAAUUUUUUUAAAAGGACAGAAAAACAGCCGUAGAAGCUUUGACUCAUCUUGCUUAUUAUAGGCUCUUGCUGUCUGCCUGGUUUAGCCGUCUCUUAGUAACCCUGUGCACCACCAGACACACACACACACACACACACACACACACACACACACACACACACACACGGGAAGGCGGAGCUUGGAGAUCAGCUGUCAGCGGCUAGGCUCCGCCCCUCCCCACAUUCCCCAACGCACAGUAAGCGCAAAGACCAGAGCCCCAUCCUCCCAUUCAUAAGCAAGGCUGAGCCAGCCUGCUUCUCAGCUGUUCUGGUGAGAGCAGACAGGAGGGAUACCUUUCGGCUUGCGAAGCUUCUGCGGACCAGGUAAGCUGCCCCAAAGCAUAAGCCCUUGGAUGGUGGGCAGGUGGAGGAGAAGGAAGCUUGAAAGCGUUGCCUCUCCUAAAGGCGAGGGGAGAGGACAGAGAAACAAAGGCAAAGAGGGAGAAAGCAACUCAUCUCGCCAACUCUAGGCAGGUUUGCAAGGUGCUUUUGGGGAACGCGGUCCAGAAGUGAUGCACUUGGGAGGAAAACGCCGGCCACCCACUGAGUCUGGGGGCUGCCGGUUCGGGGAGCGAAUCGUGAAACGGGAUCCAGAGAGAGAGAGAGAGAUGACUUGUGGAAUUGGGGCACGAUGAGCUAGGCUUCUCAAGUGCAAGAGUGGUAGGUGCAUGGGCGUUUAUGCUCCAAGAUCGCACUUGUGGCUAUUUACUCCCAAAGAACGUCUACACUGAUGCUGAGUCGGGGAUGGGGAGGGACACGCUGGACGUACUUUUCUGUUCAUUUAAACUGCUGGAUAUUCCACCCUCGGUAAUCUGUUUCAAGAGCAGGCUAUAGAAAGCUGCUUUGCACAGAGUCGGAGCACUGGUGCACCUAGCUCAGCAUGCCUACACAGGCUGGCAGCAGCAGACCCCCCCCCCCCGGCAAGGGGUUUCUCCUAGCCCUACCUGAAGGUGCUGAGGAUGGAAACUGAGACUUUCUGCAUGCGACGCAGAUGCUCUGUCUCUGUUGCUCUGCCGCUUCCCUAGAGAAGGUCCCACCCUCCACCCCAGCCUAUUUGCCAAGAGGUUUCUUCGAGCGUAUUUUGGUAUGGUGCCUCCAAGUCUCCUACCUGGUGCUAGUGAUAUUGGAAAGUGUUACGUUCGCUCUUGGUAUUGUGUAGUUGUUGGGGGGAGGGGGGGAGCAAGCGAAGAAUUGGCCAGAAUAUAUAGUUUCAUCCGCUCUGGUUGGAAAGGAGGAGAAAACUAAAACAACAACAACAAAUUGCCCUGUUCUUUUUAAAAAGCAGGCAUCUUCGAGGCUUGCUUUUCCCCCUCUGCUCCUGCAAAAAUCCCUCCGACGUUUUUGCAGAGGACAGCUGGUCAGAAUGAUCUGCUGUUAAUUAUUGAUUUAAACGGUUACAGAUCCUUUUCAUUAUGCGCUGCUCAUUCAGAACUUUCCAAAGGAGGGUUUUUGUUUUGCUUUCACCAGGCCACAUUGUGCUGGCCAGCUUUUUAAUGUUGGGUAGAGAUCCCAUCACACACAAACACCUCCCCCCCCCCCCCGUUUUUUUAAUACACAACGUAUUAUUUCGAUGAGGGAGCUGUUUUAAAACCAAAACAAUGUGGUUGUCCUUCACAGCCACCCUCUGGAGGUGGAGAUAAAUAUUCCCGUUUUACAGAAGGGGAAAGUGAGGCAUAGAGCCACCCACUGAGAUUGGGGUCACAUCCACUCUCUACAUUUAAAGCACUUUAUACCACUUUAUCAGUCAUGGCUCCCCCCUCCCACAAAAAAUACCUUGGGAAAUAUAGUUUGUGAUGGGUGUUGGGAACUGUAGUUCUGUGGGGGAUAAACUACAGUCCACAGGAUUCUUUGAGGAGGGGAAGCCAUGACUGUUAACAUAAAUGUGCUUAAAUUGUAUGGUUUGGAUGUGACCUAGGUUUGAGGUGGGAUUUGAAUUCUCAUCUCUCAGAUUCAAAUCAUAAUAAGCACAUAAUGUUCUAUUGUCUCAUACCAGGAAUGGGGAGCCUGUGGGCCUCCAGAUAUUGCUGAACUCCCAUCAGCCCCAGCCAACAGGGAGGAAUAGGGGGAGUUCUUGGCCAAUGUACAACCCAUAGAGUUUCUUUGUUCCAGGAGCUGUUGGCUUCUGAUGCACUCCACUCUCUAAUCGUGUGUGUAUAUGAAGGUGGGAGGUGCAAAUACUACACACCAUAAAUUUAAAGUAUGUUGCUUCCCCCAAAUAACCCUGGGAAUUGUAGUUUACCCCUGCGGCACUACAAAUCCCAGCGCCCUUAACAAACUACAGUUCCCAGGAUUCUUUGGGGAGAGACAUGUGCUUUAAAUGUACGGUGUGUAUGCCAGUCAGAGGUUCAAACAGCGGGUCAAUAUUGAUUGCCUACAACUCCCACAAUCCUUGACCAUUGGCCAUGCUGGCUGGGGUUGAUGGCAGAUGUAGUCCAAUGACAUACAAAGGACUGUAGGUUCCCCCCACGCCUGCUGUACCUGUUUAAGACCAGGCAACAUCAGAGGUUCAGGGGAAAUGUAUUAACUUUGCAAUGCAAGGAUCGAACCUGCAACCUUGGUGUUAUCAGCACCACACUAGUUUAGCCCAUGGGUAGGCAAACCAAGGCCCGGGGGCCAGAUCCAGCCCAAUCGCCUUCUCAAUCUGGAUGGUCUGGGAAUCAGAGUGUUUUUACAUGAGUAGAAUGUGUCCUUUUAUUUAAAAUGCAUCUCUGGGUUAUUUGUGGGGCAUAGGAAUUUGUUCAUAUUUUUUUUCAAAAUAUAGUCCAGCCCCCCACAAGGUCUGAGGGACAGUGGACCGGCCCCCUGCUGAAAAAGUUUGCUGACCCCUGCAGUCUAGCCAACUGAGCUAAGUGGUGUUGUGUGGUGUCAGACUGUUAAGCAAAUAAUUGUGUAGCUCCUAAGCAGGGUUGACAUAUGUCCAUAAUUUCCUGGACAUAGCCAGUAUUCAGUCCUUGUAAACAGCGUCUGGGAAAUCACUGAAAUGUCUAGGAAAAUCUGGGUGUACGGUAGCCGGUAAUGUAGUUUUUGGCGAUUUUCAUUACAAAUAGCUCAGAAUUUUUUUGGGGGGUGGGGAGAUGUCCCAAUAAAAGCUCAACAACUCUGGGGGGAAACCCCCAGCUUUUGUGUCUGAAUUUUCACUUUUUGAAAUAUGGCAACCCUACUCCUAAGCAUCUACUUAGGUGUGGAAGGUUUGGACCCCCCAACUCAGUGGAUAUCUUUGUUUUAUACCCACAAGACCAUGUUCCAUGGUCAGAAGGGUGAUGGGGGUCAUAGUCUGGCAACUUCCAGGGGGAAAACCCAGAUAAUACGUACAAAGAGAAAAGCAAACAUUAACAGCAAAACUUUAUCAAUUCAACACAUGUAGCUUUUGAUAAUAGAGUCAUAAGAAAAAUAACAUACCAGGAGUGAAUAAAAUGGUUACCAUUAUAAAAUUAUAAACGCGGUAUAAAAACACAAUUUACGUUGUACACUGGGGGAAAUAGGAAAUGAGAAAAAAUUCUUGCCUGUUUAUAGAUGCCGCCAAAUAAAAUCAUAUUUCAAAGGGAUUUGCCACCCCUGUGACAUAUAUUUAAUAAAUAACCACCAGACAGAGGUAAAAUUGGAAAGAUCAGUGUCACCCUUAGCCUCUUGAAUAUUGCAUGUCAAUUUCUCUGAGGUAGCAAUGAACGUAACUUUUUUAAAAAGCAGGUAUCUAGUCUUUCCAACCUUAAGCGAUUCCUAAUUGAGAGAGUUCCUAGCUAACCAGUGGCAUACAAAUGUUCAAAGUAAAACAUAUGCUUCUAGGAAACCAUCACUCUAGCUAUAAAAAGUACAUUGAAUAGUUAAGGUUAAAUUAGUGUUCUAAGCAGCUAGAUCUCAGUAUUUUAUAGACUGUGGUCCAGUGAUUUGGGAUUUUGUUUGUUGCUGGUCUAAACCACUGAGCCUAGGGCUUGCCUAUUGGAAGGUCGGCAGUUCGAAUCCCCGCAAUGGGGUGAGCUCCCGUUGCUCAAUCUCAGCUCCUGCCAGCCUAGCAGUUCGAAAGCACGUCAAAGUGCAAGUAGAUAAAUAGGUACCACUCUGGUGGGAAGGUAAACGGUGUUUCCGUGCGCUGCUCUGGUUUCGCCAGAAGUGGCUUAGUCAUGCUGGCCACAUGACCCAGAGAAACUGUCUGCGGACAAACACCGGCUCCCUCGGCCAGUAAAGCGAAGUGAGUGCCGCAACCCCAGAGUCAUUUGCGACUGGACUUAACUGUCAGGGUUCCUGUACCUUUACCUUUAAAAAUACAUUCACUUUUCUCAUUCUGUGGAAUCAACAGAGCAACAGAAACACUCUUCAUUUCCUUGUGGCAGAUGCAAAGCUGAUUUAGUGAAAACCUUCAUUUUACCCUAGCUCUCAUCGUAUUUGAUUCUCAUUUUACCAGAGAGCUGUCGGUGAACUCCCAGCAACCAUACUUUUUAAACAAAAUGUUCUUGUUAGGCUCUUGGAUCUGCAGUUUCCCAACCCCUGCUCUUAAGGAAGCCUGCCGAAGCUUCCUAGGAACUUCAGCCUUCCCCAAACAAAUCUGCAGUAGUAUGCCUCCCAACUCAUGGCUCAGUAGCUUCUCGAAUGCCUCCCACUAACUCCUAAGAGGCAGAUAAAACAGGCCACAACCUGAAAUGAGAUACACCCAAGAAAGAGAACAAGUUCCAAGUCUCAGCAUUCAUUUAACUGUAAAAUUGUAGAGCUGGAAGGGAUCCCCGAGGGUCAUCUAGUCCAACCCCAUGCAAUGCAGGAAUCUUAACAUGUGGUCUCCCAUCCAAUUUUAAACCUUACUGGACCCUGCUUAGCUUUGCAAAUGUGCUAGCAGUUUUAUUGCUGAGGCAGCAGUCUUCACCAGCUUGCACCAGCACCAGCUCCCAUGAAAGAUGGUCUAGGCCAGCCUUUCCCCAACCUGGUGCCCUGUUGGACUCCAACUCCCAUCAGCACCCCCAGCCAGCAAGGCCAGUGAUGACUGAAGUUUUAGUCCAACAACACUGGGAAGGCUGUAGGCACAAUGGUCCAGGAUGAUGCCAAUCUGUAUAACCAGCCCUGUCCAGGAUGUACCAUACAUAUCAUACUGUAUAUACCAGGAGUGGGAAACCUCUGGCCCUCAAGGUGUUGCUGAACUACAAUUCCCAUCACCCCCGCCAAAACAGCAUGGCCCAGUGCCCGGGGAUUAUGGGUGUUGCAGUUCAGCAACAUCUGGAGGGCUACAGCUCCCCACCCCCCUUUAGAUACCCUGAUUAUAUAGCAAGUUUUGCUUUUUAUCAGAAACUCAGUCCAGGCCUUUGCUUUAGAUGGAGAAAGAAAGCUGAUUCUAUUGCCUUGCCCCAGCCUUUAUUAAUAAUCCUUACAUCGACUGCAACUCCCAUGAGUGGCAUUUGGACAUUGCUUUGGCAUGUAUUUCCAAGCCCCUUCAUCUCAAGCUGAAUAUAUAUAUAUAUAUAUUUCCCUUGGCGGCAAAUCUGUGCAUACUCAUGGUGUCUGGUUCUUAUCGCAACACCCAGGGCACCCAGGCACAUAAACCGAGCCUAAAGCACACUCCAUUAACACCUCCAAAAACAAGAGCAAGUCAAAGGCACCACGUUUAAAUUGCAAAUUCAUGGAUAAUCAGCCUUGUCCUGCCUAGCACUUGCUGAAGAAAAUGGCUACAAAUCUGCAGCUCGCUCUACCUUGGGAUCUGCAUCAUAAAUAAAACCAUCUUCAUUUGCAGUAAGAGUUCCUUUAAAAAUGGGUUGCCUGCAGACAAGCAGUGAUGGGUUUGAGGGUAUGCAGGGGUGCAUUUUUUUAUUUUGCUUCUUUUUAAGGCGAGGAGCCUGUCACCCUCCAGAUAUUGCUAGACUACAAUUCCCAUCAUCCCUGGCCAUGCAGGCGAAUGCUGAUGACAACUGGAGUCCCAACAACUGUGGAGCCACAAUCUUCCCAUUCCUGCCCAAAAGGGAGAGACCACGCAACCGGUGUGAGGGAACUUGUGGCCCUCCAAAUGUUACUGGACUCCAAAUCCCAUCAGCCCCAGCCAGCAUAUUCAGAACUCAUGGAUGAUAGGAGUUAUAGUACACCAACAUCUGGAAAGCCACCGGUUCCUUGCCUCUGCCAGCGCCCUAACAAAAAAUUGUAUAUACAUACACAAAUUUGGCCAUAUUCUCGGCAAAGUCUCCUAGGCAGCUCAGUUUACCCGCUCCCUUCAAACCCUUAUCUUCUUUACCUCAACAGUCAAGGAGAAAGGAGGCUUAAUGGCUUAAAAUCCUUUAGUACUUCUGGCCUCCUUUACUUAAGGAACUGCUUUAUUUCCUCUUCAAGGCCAGCCUUUUAACUUUGGGGAAUGUCUAAGGGAAAUGGGGGGCCCCCUCUAAUAUAUAAUUAAAAGAUGGUCAGGAUUAACAAGUGUGUUUUGAAGAAGAUGGAUUCUGCAUUUGUGCUGGGGCUGGUAGUUUAAAUGAGGGAGAAGUCGACCUCAAGGCCAACAGGAAGCUGAGCCCUUCUGACCUGGAGGCCUCACUCCAAGCUCAGAGACACAGGGAUGAUUGUUAGCAAAACAUCCAGGAAGCAAGCCUUCGCAGUAGACAUGUCAAAGGCUCAGGCUUACCUGGAACUAACUCUCUCAUGUGAAACCUCCCCACUUGUGAAGAUCUCAUUAAAAUGGCCACCAAUUUAGAUGGCUUCUAAAAAGAUUGGACAGUUCCCUGGCAGAUAAAACCAUCAAUGGCUAUUAGAGAUGUACAAAUGUGUCAGUUUGGUUUCCCUCACUUUCUCCAGUCUCCAGUUCUCCAUGUCUGCAAGUCAGUUUGUAGGGAGGGGUUUAAGUCCUCAUGAAAAUGCAUCAGCAUUUCAAUGACUUUUUCUCCUAAUACAGUGGUACCUCAGGUUACAUACGCUUCAGGUUACAUACGCUUCAGGUUACAGACUCCGCUAACCCAGAAAUAUUACCUAAGGUUAAGAACCUUGCUUCAGGAUGAGAACAGACAUUGUGCUCUGGCAGCACGGCGGCAGCAGGAGGCCACAUUAGCUAAAGUGGUGCUUCAGGUUAAGAACAGUUUCAGGUUAAGAACAGACCUCCAGAACGAAUUAAGAACUUAACCCAAGGUACCACUGUAUACACAUUUUUGCAAUUAUAAUGCAGUUUAAAAUAUUAUUUUCACCAAUACUUGGGGGUUCCCAAUCUGUGGUCCCUGACCGUCAUUCAAGCGGUCCAUGGCAUAUCCGCAUUAUGUGUUUAUAUUGAUUUUCAAUUAUCUUCUUCAUGCUGCUUUUAUUUCUUAGGUUAUAAUUUAUUGUAUUAUGAUUUGAGUUCUAUGGAAUGAGAAGUCUAAAAGAAUAGAGUACAAUAAAAAAUAAAAUAAGCAAUAAAAAUACAAGGGCAAAUGAUACAGCACCUAGCACCAGCGAAUGGCAAUUGCUACAACAGGUAGAAAUAUCAUUAAGUGGUCCAUAAGACCAUCUUGGCCUUUGACACCUGUAAUCGGUUUUAACUGUUGUGAAUUCUAAAGUGUCGUAAACCAUCUUGGGACCUGCUGUUGAAGGGCAGGUAAUAAAUUUAAUCAUCAUCAUUAACAACAACAAUUUUCAAGUGGCCCAUGGGUGAAAAAGUUUGGGAGCUGCCACAAUAAUAAUCCCCAUGUCUACGUACACUUCACUCCAGAAUGUGCAAUUCUGUACAUGUUACUUGGCUGUUGAAUGGCCCUCCCUGCAAAAUUCAGAGAAGAGCAAAUUUCAAAGGACAACUGUGUUUCAAUUCGCAUUUCUUCCAGAAAGUGUGGAUUCGUUCAGUUUGCUUUUAAAUUUGUCCCCCAUCUCCAGCUGAUAGGGAAGACGAUGAGGAAAGGAUUGAGAUUCCUGCGCUGCAGGGGGUUGGACUAGAUGACCCUCAGGGUCCCUUCCAACUCUACAAUUCUAUGAUCCUAUGACUACUGUACUCGGGUAAUGCUUGUGGGCUUUCCAGAAGUGGCAUCUGGUUGUCUUCAGCGAGAACAGGAUGCUGGACUAGGUGGGCCUUAUAUAAUAACAGGCGGGCCUUAUAUAAUAAUAGGCAACAGCCCUUAUAAUAUAAUGACAGCCACUUGCAAUUAUUAUUUUUCAGUGCAAAAAAUAAAUUAAAAAAAAGGCGCCAGAAGCUUCAGAAAUCCUCCAGGUCCACAUGUGGUAGAAACAUUGGACUCCCCCCCCCCCCAAAAGCCAACCCCCUUACUCUUUUCUCAUUAAAGGGCUUGAGCAUUGUUGGUAAAUGUGGUUCCUUUUAAAAAAAAAAAAAAUAGCAAUCAUUUUUUUAAGGCUGAGAGCUUCUAUUCAGUGGGGAAAUUGGAACUCAUUUGCUGUUAGUUCUGCUGAGUGACUGUCCAGAUGAGUUUAUGAAGCCUGCAGAGAAUUAUCUACAGAGCGGCAGAAGCGCCCUGGCCGACCACGAGCGGGGAGAACCUUGGCUGCAUUUCCCUGCUCCCCCGCCACUGUACUGUGAUUUGCAGCCAUGUAUAAAACACUCUAUAAAAAUAAUUGGCUGGUGAUGGCCUUCCUCCUCCGGCCUUGCUAACAGAAAGGGCAUCAUUUAUUCUGACACUGGCUAGUCCAGAGUACCGGGGUUCAAAACACUAGACUGGGUCCAGACUCGUGGACUCGGAAAUGGCUUGAGUCCAUUGAUUUCAGUGGAUCUGCCCCAAGUCUAAAUUUAGGUGGAAUCUGCUCAUAAUCUUUGAUUAAAAUGGCAUUUAAAAAUAAACAAACAGACAGCAUAUAUAAGCACAUUCCUGCCCCCUCCAGCCCAAGAAUAUUUGGAAUUGUAGUUUGCUAAGAGUGCUAGGACUUAUAGAUUUGUGAGGAGUGAGCUACAGGUCCAGGGAUUUGGGGCAGUGAACUCUAAAUGCACGAUGCACACAGGCGUUUUCUGAGCAUUUUUAUCAUUAUUUUGUUAACCUAACAGGGGUUUAAAUGCUGAGAACUUAGACCAGGCAUCCCCAAACUCGGCCCUCCAGAUGUUUGGGACGACAAGCCCCAUCAUCCCUAGCUAACAGGACGAGUGGUCAGGGAUGAUGGGAAUUGUAGUCCCAAAACAUCUGGAGGGCCAAGUUUGAGGAAGCCUGACUUAGACACAAGUAAAAAGGUGAAAUACCGAGACACCAAGAUAAUAACUGAGUCGGUCUGCCACCACCCCCAUAUUUCUUCCUCCCUGAGCUGGACAAGGCUCCCUCAACUCAAUGAAGUGGCCAGUCACAUAAUCCAUUUUGAUAUAGUGAUUGUUGCAAGGGCUCGUUUAAUGAGUACUGCUGCUUUGAGGUUUAAUCUCUGAAGAAAUUAAAACGAGUGACGUUUGCAGGGAUUUAAAAACAACAACAAAAACCCAAAAGAGAGUGGUGCCCUGCCAGGCAGCAGGUGAAGUCCUGGAGUAUCUUUUUGGACACACCAUGGCAAUCAAAGACGCAGCUGCCCUCGUUCUAGUUGGGCCUCUGAGUUCAAAACAGGCUUCAGUAUCGCCUGCCCCAGGCUCCUGCACCAGAUCCAAGAGGAUGCUUUGUCCCUGCCUGGGCCCCCUGUAGAAAACCCAUAAUCUUAGCAAAGAUGGGCAUUUGCCCCUUCCCUUUGCAGUGACAAAGCAAGGCAGAUAAGGCAAGUCCUGCUUCUCCCUUAGCUCUGAAAAAAAGAGCAGAGGAUCCCAGUCAGAAUCGUCUGAGCAGAAUAAAAGCCUGACUAGCCGAGUGGGGAGUAGGGCUGGGCAACAUAUUGUCCAAAACAGGUUUGAAGUCCAUAUGGUGUGGGGUAUAAAUAAUGAAUUAUUUUAUUUAUUUAUUUAUUUAUUGGUGGUGGUAUAGGUUUCAUACUUUUUGACCUGGCAGCAUGUGGCGAAUCAUAAUGUGUGUGCUAUGCAAAAAUCACAAUGUGGGGGAAACCAUGAAGCCAGCCAAUGCCUCAACAUAGCUCCAUCCUUAUUUCAGACAUGUAUCAGUGUAUCGCGAUGUUUCGCUGGUGAUAUAUUGCAAUGUUGAAAACCAGAUAUUGCCCAGCCCUCGUGGGGAAUGGAGCGUCAUGGAAGAUGAGCCUAUAUCAAGCGGCUACUAAGGUUACCAGAUUUUUUUUCAAUGAAUCCGGGGACACUUUUCAAUUUCAAUAGGAAUGAUAGGAUUUUGUCUGGGGACUGAUUUGUAAAUCCGGGGACUGUCCCUGGGAAACAGGGAUGUCUGGUAACCUUACUAACUAACAUUGAUGGCUAUGUUCUCCUUCCACUGCAGUGUGCUGGGAAUCACAAGUGGGGAAAGAGGGUCGUUGCGCUCUGAUCCUGUUUGCAGCCUUCCCAUAGGGGCAUCUUGCUUGCCCUCUGUGAGAACAGGAUGCUGGACUAGACGGGCCGUGGGCCUGAACUAGCACAGCUCCUCUUAUGCUCCUAUCAACCUGGGCCUAGCCCAGUGCUCUAACCACUAUGCAACACUGCCCAGAACCAUCCCAGCUUGCAGUGUGCAACCAUAGAGGAUCACAUGCUAGAGCGGCCUCUCAGUUCAUGCAGGGAGACAUGCAAUGUACACCCUGGAAACGCUGCCCCCCCCCCGCAAACCUUCUGCUUAGUGCUGAGAUUUCUCAUUGCCAGGCAGGCUGGUGUAAAAACACUGCCAUAAAAAAAUAAAAACUAAGGGGUAAUAGGGAGAUGUCUUGUACAGUCAUUAGGGAGGACACAAAGAGAUGGAAUGAAACAAGUAGUAUCAGAUCUUGUCACUUAAAUUGGUAUUUAGCAGCAGGAGGGUAAUGAUGUCAGAGGGGGGGUUGCUUUAUGUUUCUAACCGUUUUUACUCUAGAGGCUUAUUACUACAGUCUUUGGAUGUAUCAGCCUGCCUUGUGCAGAAUUGGACCCAUCAAUCCAGACUGGCCCAGUACACAGAAUGCUGUGCCUGCGGCAGAUCUCAAAGGCUUCCAGACAGACGCUGGGCCCUGGGCCUCAGUUCAUAUCUAUCGAUACCCACACACCAUGCCUUGGGGACGAACUAGAGCCAUCCAUUCAGGCUACUGGUGGUCAGAUGGGGAACCUCUGGCCAGAUUAGGCUUGUGGGACUGUUUUCUCCAAACAACAUCCCUCUGUCCCACAUCUGAUGCCAUAUAGAUGAUGUCAACACAACUGGUUGGUGCUUACAGAAAGCCUGAUUGGCUGUUGUGGUUAUAUCAAGUGAUUGACAGGUGGGCGGCCCAGCCCACUUGUCAAAAUGGCCCAUAGGUGGUGGGAGAAAUUGCUCGGGAUCCAGUUUAGAAUCCGUUUUAGAUUCUGGUUUACCAAGCAGAGAUACAACUUGGUCUAGUCCUUAGAGAUCAUCCAGGGAGGUGGCAACUUUAUGUCUGUCACACCACUUCAGACCUAAUUGUGGAGGUCCAUGUAGCUGAAUAUUCCACCAAACAAAAUCAAGAUUCUCUGCCUAUGGGAAGCUAGCAUGUCAGGGUGAAGGCCUUCCCAUUGGCAAGCUAGUUGUCUAUGUGCAGGGAGAUUACACACACACACACACACACACACACACACACACACACACAAUCCCAGGGAGCAUUCUGUCAUGAAAUACUGCCUCCUGUCUGCAGCCUGCUGCAUCACAGGCUGCCUACCUCAUUGGAAGCUUGUAAGAACAAGACCUAACUUUUAAUUUUUUAAAAAACCUACAACUCUAGCUACAAACAUCCAACAUGCAAUGCAAGGUUUGCCCAACCUCGUGUCAAGAAGAGCUUCAAUACCUAAAUAGGGGAACUGUGUGUUUUUCAAUUGAAAUAUCUGUAUAUUCUUCAAAGAAAGACAAUGUGGUUUACACUUGAUAAAUUUACCAUACACAACUUUUUAGAAGUCAUGAGUCAAAGGGAAAAACGGAAAGCCCAAAGUAAUCAGGAGCAGACCUUGGUAAUAUGGAGCCCUGAGCGAGGACAAAAUUUGGGACAAUUUUUCUUAUUUUCACAAUCAUUCCUUUUGGUACAGUUGCUUUUUAUGGAUCUUCUCAGUAGGUACCCAUAUAAAUAUAUGUUUUAUUAUUAUUUCGUGCCCCCUUGACUCACGGCCCUGUGUGGGAGAACUGCCUGCAGUGCCCUAAAUCCAGCACUGAAUUAAUCCCACCCAACAGCCUUUCACGUUUAGGGUGAUUGGCUGAGUUAAAUGCUGAUGUCACAAAGGAAGCUUUUCAGAUGCUUGAAGCAAUUUGAAGUUAUGUUCAGUUCAGUAAGCAGUGACUGAAUAGGUUAGCAGCCUUUCGGUGGGACAAGACAUAUAGAAAACUUCAUGGUGGAACCUGGCUUCCAUGAAAGGACGAAAAAGGUAGUGACGUCAUCUUAUUUUGCGUUUUUGAUAAAACACACAAACAGAACAUUGGGAAAUCCAGUCAACCAUAGAUUUCCCUUUAACGUGGGGCCUUGCAAAGAAAAUUUUGCAUUGGGGUGCUAGGAGAGGGGAACCAGAAAAUGUAACGACAGGGAGGAAAGAAAAGCCUAGAAGCGAAAUGUUCUGGAGAGAAACUUUUUUUUUAAAAAAAUAAUAUUCCUGAGGACUAGAAACAUGGUUGUUUUAAAAACAAAACUAUAAUGGAGAGCUGUGAUGCUUCCCACUGUAUCACUACAGUGGUACCUCGGGUUACAUAUGCUUCAGGUUACAUAUGCUUCAGACUCCGCUAACCCAGAAAUAGUGCUUCAGGUUAAGAACUUUGCUUCAGGUUGAGAACAGAAAUCGUGCUCCGGCGGCGCAGUGGCAGCAGGAAGCCCCAUUAGCUAAAGUGGUGCUUCAGGUUAAGAACAGUUUCAGGUUAAGUACAGACCUCUGGAACGAAUUAAGUACUUAACCCGAGGUACCACUGUAGUGAUGGCGAAUCCAGAGGCCCUCCAGAUAUUGAUAGACUAUCCCUAACCCCAGUUUGCCCCAGAUCUGCAUAACAUUUGGUCAGGGAUGAUAGGAGCUGUACCCUAAGAACUUCAGCUUCCCCAUCCAUCCACCAUUCCGAGCUUGCAUAGCACCGAACCAACUGAAGCUGUUUUUCAGAAACACCACCCAGUUCCUUACUCCCUCCCCACCCCAAACCCCACACACUUCUUUCCUUUGAAAACUGGCCAACACAGUCUCUUAUUAUUAGGAUUUAAAUAACAUGCUCUUGCUUUUAAACUUUGAGCUUAGUGGAGAGUUAAUGAGAUGUUGCAUUUUCCAUGGGCUUUAGAUAAUUUUAGAAUUUUGUGCAGUUGGGCUUUUACGGUUGGGUGUAUUUUCAAAGACAUCACAGACCGCUUGAAGCAGUUCUUUGCCUCAAGCGGCAUAUUUAACAAACAGCUAAGCACAUAAGCCCGCUCACUCUCGAAUACACCUUCUGGGGUGGGAUUUUUGCACUGCAAUUAAAUGUAAGUGCAUAAAAUGAUCAUGCUGGAGCCCACCAAGUCUGUUCUCAUAAUGGCCUCUCAGAUUAUUCAAUAAUUUAAGUAAGCCAUGAUUGUUACCCUCAGUCCUCCUCCUGGUUGACCUUUCUUGUAAGAAUUAUUCCUAUUUUUUGGUAUAUUACAAUUGCAUCUUGCCUGUCCUCCACGGAACUCAAGAACACAUCGUGCUGCCCUCACAACAACCCUGUGAGGUAGAUCAGGCUUGCGAGGUGGUCCCUAGCGCAAGGUCACCCGAUGAGCUUCUUGACAGAGAGGGGAUUUCGACCUGCAUAUCCCUGAACCUAGUUUGACACUCUCAACCACAAUUCCAGGGGUGGGGAAUCUGUGGUCCUCCAGAUGGUGUUGGACUCCAACUCCCAUCAGCCUUAAUCAGCAUAGCCAGUGGUCAGGGAUGAUGGGAGUUGUAGUAAAAAAACAACAACCUGGAGGGUCGCUGGUCCCUUGCAUUCUUCAACACUACAACACACCAAGCUCCUAUGACUGAGAUCAUGAACUUGAGGCACUUGGAACAUUGAAAUCAGAAUUGUACGUAUGCUUUAGACUCAGAACAUGGGAGCACAGGAAACUGCCUUCUACAGAGUCAUACCAUUGGUCCAUCUAGCUCAGUACUGUCUACACCAGUGAUGGCCAAAUUUGGCCCUCCAGAUGUUUUUGGGACUACAACUCCCAUCAUCCCUACCUAACAGGACCAGUGGUCAGGGAUGAUGGGAGUUGUAGUCCCAAAACAGCUGGAGGGCCGAGUUUGGCCACAACUGGUCUACACUGACUGGCAGCAGCUUUCUAGGGUUCCAGGCAGGGUCCUCUCCCAGCCCUGCCUGGAGAUGAUGUGGAUUUAAAAUCAAACCUUCAGCAUGCGAGACAGAUGCUCUACUACUGUGUUAUACAGCCCUCACUCCCACUCCAAAUCUCCAAGUGUGUUUCCUUAUGUAGCCAAAUUAGCACCAUUCAGGCCUAAGAGGGAAACUCCAAGCUUUGCAGAAGUGUAAAAAUAUUUAGGGUAAAAUAAACCCAAGGGAGAGAAAAUGCAAAAACAACUCAGUGCGAGAAUUGAGGAUGUUCCCUGGGCACAGAAUGAACCGGCUGACUGUUUUGCAGGGGAGGAAAUCGGAUGUGGGAGGAGGGAAGAAAUGGAGUAGCUCAGGAAAGGGCACAAUUGACUGGCUGGCAUCCUGAACAGAAGCACUCCGCACUGCAACAUUUGGUUGCAGAUCCCACUGGUCACGAGUCACUGCCAAUAUUUGCCAUUAGCUUGGGCGUGAGUCAGGUUCUUAAGUCUUCCCACUUUGAAGCCAGCGCAUAUUUAUUAACGACAAAUUUGUGGCUUGGCUCUAAGCACCAGCAAAAAGCCACUCAAAAAAGGAAGAAAGAACAAACUUCAAAAGGGCAGGGAAAUAUCAAGGAAGCUCUUAACAAAGCUGACUCCCGUCUGGAAAAGCUGAGCUGUGAAUAAACACACACAAGCCUUGAAUUUGACUUUAAAAAUAAAGCGCUUAGCACGGUGCUCUGGCUUUGCCUCCUCUCACCUUGGCGGUAAGCGUGUCACUCAGGCCAACUUGAUCUGAGGCCAAAGCGACCUGACCUGCUUAGCCAGGGCUUGCAACUAUGCAGGGGGUUCAUUUUGUGACCAAGACAAUUCACAGUUUGUGCCCCUUUUCGUUCAGAUCCUGUGCUCAGCAAUCACAACUCUGCAGCAACCUUGUAUUAUCCAUUGUAAUGAUCAGGCUGUUCCUCAAUGUUUUUACUCUGCUCUUUCAGCAAAUAAGGUGCUAGGCUUUUAAAAUAGGCAGUGAGUAAAUGCAGUAUAAUGCAGAAGGAUGAUGACCAGCACAAACAUUGGCCUGAAAUAGCCAGGUGCUUCUUAUGUUUUUAAGACAGAGAAAACAAUUGAUGUACACAUGCAUGGAAGAGUUUUCUCUCACUCGACAGUUGGCUCAGAUGAACACAGCUCUCCCCACUGUCCUUCGCAGCAGUCUUACCCUGCCAGACUAGAGAGAGCUGUUUCUUUCCACCCUCCUGCGCUUUUGGAAGCAAGCAAACCUUGAAAAAAAAUGCUUGGAUGGUGCAAAGCUGUGGUGUGAAUUAAUUAGCCAAGUGUUUCCAGUUAGGUUUUAUUCCUUUUUUUGCUUUUUCAGCAUCACAGCUGCAAACGCCAACCAUUUCCACCCCGACUCCCUGAUCCUCGCCCUCCAUUCACACCCAAUACAAAGGAGGGAGGAGAACAAAUCUAAUAAGCAAAGUAUAGAAAAUACGGUACAGAAAACGCCAAGCCUCCCACACUAAAGCCACAGCUUGGUUUAUUUUAAUUCCGCCAGCACUGUCUCGUGAGAUUCCAAGGAACUAUCAAUGUGAGGGAAAAUAUGUUUCGAGGUGUCCUGUUGGCAUUAUUAAUUACAUUUUAUCCUGCCCUUCCUAUAGGGAGCUCAGGAUUAUGUACGUAGUUCUCCUCUCUCUCUCUCUCUCUCUCUCUCUCUCUCUCUUUCCUCACAACAACCUGACAAGGUAGGGGAUGGCCAAGAGAUGCAACACAGCUUUAUGGCUCCGUGGGGAUUUGAACCCAAGUCACUAAUAACUGCACCUUGCUAGUUUUUUCAGCGGCCACAGUGGCAUCUGCAAAAGCAUGAUGGAACUGUUUUUGCAAGCGUCGCUGCUUGACAGUGCUCACAAACCUCGCUUUCAGCCAAGCUGCAUCAUUACACCUGGCGUAGGGCAGGUAAACAUGGCAGGGCCGAAACAGCUUCGUCAAAAGCCUAAUUUGGCCCGCAGACCAGAGGUUUCGCACUGCGGUUUGAUAUAUUGGAGGACGGCUGCCAAAACGAGGGCCCAGUGAGAUCAAAGUUUCAGCAUCAGGGCAGCCAAAGAUGCGCAUGUUGCACUAAUGAUGCACUCGUUAAGAGAGGUAGUGAAGAAUGGGGUCUUGGCCCUGAAUGACUCUAUUGAAAGGCCUCUGGAGCUAGAGAAACCUCCCUUUAAACGCUCCCCUGCCAACUCUUUUGUUGCGUUCGAAUUAAAAUUCCACACCGUCAGGCAAACACAGCCACACACCAUAGUGGAUUUAUCAGUGUUUGCUGCGAUGAGGGUGGGUUUUUUUGUUUAUUUUUGGCCUAGCGAGGCGCUUUGUGCCUGAGGUGAUUAUUAAACCAAGCGUGUUAAAAUGACAACCUCAGAGGAACACAAUGCCUUGCUGCUCUUAUUUAUUUGGCAGCUUUUACACACACAAUUAAUUUAACCUUGCAAAUAGCCGCCUCCCUUUUGUCGGCAUCUAGGAUGCUGCUGAGGCUCCAGGCAGUCCACCUGACACGGUUUGACAUCUGCUGUGGGACCCCCGCCCCCAAAAAUGACCUGCUGGAUCUAGCAGCUGCCAUUUAUAAAUUUCCCACAAUGCCUUGGAGUCUACAACUGCCAUGUUAAAUGGAGGCUGGGGUUGUGGGGGUUGACUUUGCCAAAGCUCCCACCCCAAUCACAUCUUGAUCUUCUCCCCCCAAAAUGGUACAUGAGGGGUACCCUAGAGUUACCCCAGCCCCAAAGUAAAUGCUUCCUUACCUCAUAAUGAAAGUCCAGGCAGAAGAGGCAAAAGGCAGUGGUGUAAUUUUCAGUACAGCAACCAAGCAGCCAAACUGAGGGUGCCUGGAGGACAUUAAAAUUAGUAUUUGGGGCCAGAGGUUGUAGCUCUUUCCACCCCCAAGCAAGGAACUAUGGGAGUUGUAGUCCAGUGAACAACAGGCAGGCCAAUAAAACUACACUUCCCAAGGGUCUUUGCAAGCAGGCUUGUCUGUUAACCCUCAUUUAUAGGGCCUGGGUUUUUUUGCAUACAUUAUAGGGUUGCUAUAUUUCAGAAAGCAAAAACCAGGACACCCCAAAAUUGAGCCAAAUGUCUCUGGCUUGCAAAUGUAGCCAUGGGUCUGAAAUGGUCGGCAACCUCUACCCUAAAUCAGCAUUAUUUUAUUUAACUGUUUAUUCUGCUGUUCUUCCAAGGUGCUCAGAGGCAGCACACAUGGUCCCGCCCCACAUUUAACUGGGCUCCUUUGGGUAGGAAGAGCUGGGCAGAAACCAAAGAAAUAAAACAAUAAAACUUGUAUUGGCAGCUGUGCCACGUUUAACCUUUCGGAGCUCCUAGCUUUCCGGCAUGUACAGACAUGUUUUUGUAAAGCUGUUGUUCCUUGGCGUUUUUGCAGGUGA